Messenger RNA from Mizuhopecten yessoensis (Yesso scallop), 986 nucleotides. Its product is annotated as ATP synthase mitochondrial F1 complex assembly factor 2-like. Lineage: Eukaryota; Metazoa; Mollusca; Bivalvia; Pectinida; Pectinidae. The transcript is spliced from 8 exons. The record is from RefSeq and is a predicted model, not a curated record. Gene Ontology annotation, biological process: mitochondrial proton-transporting ATP synthase complex assembly. Bases 9 to 872 code for a protein of 287 amino acids. Gene Ontology annotation, cellular component: mitochondrion.
CAUUCAAGAUGGCGGCGCCCAUGCGUUUAUUUGGCAGAUGGUUACUUGCUGAAGGAAAACCAUGUAUUUCACGAAUUAUCAGAGAAAGGAAGACGGAAGGAUUGACUUUCAGUCAGAUUCGCCAAACAGCUUCCCCGUCACGUGAACUGAAGAAAUUUUACAAGAAUGCAUAUGUUGUCCAGUCAAAUGGUUGGUUUGAAAUCAAUUUGGACAACAGAAAACUAAGAACACCAACAGGAAAUCUGUUCCGUGUUCCCAGUGAAACUUUAGCAAUGGCAGUGGCCACGGAAUGGAACGCCCAACAAGACACCAUUAAAAGACACAACAUGCAUCUGAAUAGUUUGUCCAAUACAGCACUUGAUAACCCUAUUGGGAAAACCAAAGAAGAAAUGACAACAUCAUUGAUGCAUUUUUUGGAAACCGACACCAUUUGUUUCAGACUGACAGAGCCACAGGAUUUAGCAGAACUGCAACAGAAGGAAUGGGAACCUAUCAUGAAAUGGGCAAGUGACAGAUAUAAAGUAGAGUUGUGUUCAACCACUGGUCUACAGAGCCUUGUGAUUCCUGCCAAUACUAGACAGACUUUAGAAAAGUACCUGAUCUACAACAAUGAAUGGGCAUUGCAUGGUUACCAGUUUGGAGUGGAGGCCCUGAAGUCACUGCUGUUGAUGUUGGCUGUGGUCCACAAACAAAUAUCAGUGGAGCGAGCUGUUUACCUGUCCCGACUGGAGAGCCAGUAUCAGGCAGACACUUGGGGCAAUGUUGAGUGGCACCAUGACUUCGACAAAUAUGACCUACAGGCACGCGUAGCAGCCGCUGCCGUCUUUAUUCACUGGUGUAGUGAGAAAACUAGUGUCUGGUCCAAAAGAUAACUACCACCAAAACAUUAGUUAGUGAUAGACUAGUGCCAGUAUCAAAGAAUUUCCCGCUUGUAAAUCACCAUUUUAUGUCAACCUCACAGUUAAUAAAGCUGUAGAAUUUUAAAA